Molecule: messenger RNA, 972 nt
Organism: Centropristis striata (black sea bass)
Lineage: Eukaryota; Metazoa; Chordata; Actinopteri; Perciformes; Serranidae
Product: olfactory receptor 6N2-like
Exons: 1
Coding region: 1-972 (323 amino acids)
Biological process (GO): G protein-coupled receptor signaling pathway
Cellular component (GO): membrane
Molecular function (GO): G protein-coupled receptor activity; olfactory receptor activity
Source: RefSeq, a predicted model, not a curated record
AUGGAGUUUGUGAACUCUUCUAAUCCCCCUUAUUUUAACCUCACCAUGUUUGUGAGCAUAGGCAACUAUCGCUACCUAACAUUUGUCCUUUGUCUCUUGUUGUAUGCUUUCAUCAUCAUGGCCAAUCUUGUCAUAAUCGUGGUGAUAGCGCGAGAGAAAUCUCUACACGAGCCCAUGUAUAUUUUUAUUGUGUGUCUUUCUAUUAACUCUCUGUACGGCUCUGCUGGCUUCUUCUUCAGGUUUCUCAGAGACCUCCUGUCUGAUACUCAUCUGAUCCCACGAUCAGCUUGUUUCCUGCAGACCUAUGCCAUUUACACCUAUGCAUCCUAUGAGCUCACGCUGUUAGGCAUUAUGGCUUAUGAUCGGUAUGUCGCAGUGUGUCAACCUUUACAUUACCACAGCAAAAUAACCUCAAAGCUGGUGUCUAAACUGGUUGCCUUUGCAUGGAUAUACCCAGCCUUUUCUGUUGCAUUGUGUGUGUAUCUGGCCUCCAGACUUCCACUAUGUGGCAAUAAGAUACCUAAGGUUUUCUGUGCCAACUGGCCUAUUGUUAAACUGUCAUGCAUCAAUACUACCAUUAAUAACCUUAUUGGCAUGCUUGUGUCCACGAGCACAGUCUUCCUGCCCCUGGCUUUUGUCUUGUACACAUAUAUCCGGAUUAUUCUCGUUUGUAGGAAACGCUCUGCAGAGUUCAAAAGCAAAGUAAUACAAAGCUGUCUGCCACACAUUAUCACGUUCGUCAAUUAUUCCAUCACUGUGUUUUGUGAUGUCGCUCUUAGCAGAAUGAAUCUUGAAGAGCUUAAUCCAUUUCUGGCAAUAUUUUUAUCACUUGAGUUUGUCGUGAUUCCUCCCAUUGUGAAUCCUCUGGUGUAUGGCCUGAAGUUACCAGAGAUUAGAAAAUGUAUUUUUAGUAUGUUAUCAUUCUCCAAACCUGUCAAACAAAGAAGGUGCAUGUGCUGUGGCCCCAUCUAG